Messenger RNA from Striga hermonthica, 1443 nucleotides. The record is from the annotation of a GenBank genome assembly. NCBI's taxonomy places the organism in Eukaryota, Viridiplantae, Streptophyta, Magnoliopsida, Lamiales, Orobanchaceae.
AUGAAUUCUCUGAUUCGGAAGCUCUGGGUAUCCGUCACCCACCGAUCCGGUUCCCCCUCAGGCUCGGGCCGCUUAUCCAGCCCGAAUUUGUUUUCGGAGCCCGACCGUUUCUUCCCGACGAUGCACAUCCCCGCCUCGUCGACCGGGGAUUUCGACCGGAUUCCGUUCGACAUAUUAAUGCAGAUUGUCAAGAUCCUCGGCCCGAGGGAGUCCGCGAAGCUCAGAGCGGUGUGUAGAUCGUGGAAGUUUCUGUUGUCGGAUAAUCGGCUCUGGAUUUAUUUUCUGCAGAAUCAGCCGGAGCCUUGGGACUCUGUAUUCUUCGCUGAGACUCACUUACGAUCCGGUUAUCCUCUGCAAGCUUUUCCUGCUCAAAUGCAUGACCUGUCCUUUAUGCACAUAUUUGGUCAGCGCGAAGAGGUUCCUGGAGCUGUUAUAAUUGAUGGUGGAUCUGGUUAUUGUAAAUAUGGAUGGAGCAAGUAUUCCUCUCCAUCAGGACGAUCAGCCACAUUUCUGGAAUUUGGAAAUAUCGACUCUCCAAUGUCUUCUAAACUUAGAAAUUUCUAUGCAACAAUCUGUUCCAGGAUGCAGGUGAAAACAUCGACACAACCAAUCGUUGUAUCAUUACCACUCUGUCAUUCUGAUGAUACCGAGUCCGCAAAAAGUUCUCGAAGACAACUAAAAAAUGCUAUCUACUCAACAUUAUUCGAUAUGAAUGUUCCUGCUGUAUGUGCCAUCAAUCAGGCUACUUUGGCUUUGUUUGCUGCAAGACGCACAUCAGGAAUUGUAGUGAAUGUUGGUUUCAAUCAGACCUCUAUUGUUCCAAUUUUACAUGGCAAAGUGAUGCAUAAGGUGGGUGUAGAAGUUGUGGGAAUGGGAGCACUGAAACUGACGGGAUUUCUUCGGGACCGGUUGCAACAGAACAAUAUACAAUUUGAUUCUCUUUAUACUGUCCGCACAUUGAAAGAGAACCUAUGCUAUGUCGCCCUUGACUACGAAGCUGAACUAUCGAAAGAUACAGAAGCUUCUUAUGCAGUCUCCUCGGACACUCAGUUUACGCUUUCAAAAGAACGGUUUCAAACUGGAGAGAUAUUGUUCCAGCCUCGCAUGGCAGGAAUGCAGGCGAUGGGGCUUCAUCAGGCCGUGGGACUUUGCAUGGAUCACUGCCAUGAUGCUGAACUAACCGGUGACAAUAACUGGUAUAAAACUGUAGUUUUGGCCGGGGGUACCGCAUGCUUGCAAGGAUUAGCAGGAAGACUUGAAAAGGAACUGUUUGGACUUCUACCAGUCUCAAUGUCUGGCGGAAUUCGAGUUAUUCCUCCACCUUAUGGAACAGAUUCUGCAUGGUUUGGGGCAAAGCUUGUAUGCAAUCUGAGCACUUUCCCCUCAUGGUGCAUGACCAAAAAGCAGUUUCGGCUCUUGUCCAAGCGCAAGCUCAUGUGGUGA